Molecule: messenger RNA, 630 nt
Organism: Miscanthus lutarioriparius
Lineage: Eukaryota; Viridiplantae; Streptophyta; Magnoliopsida; Poales; Poaceae
Source: the annotation of a GenBank genome assembly
AUGGACUGGAGCGCGGUAACGGCGGAGGACCUGGUGGACGCGCUGCGGGAGGUGGACUGGUCCACGCCGCCGCGGCCUGUCCCGGAGUUCUUCUCCCGCUUCACCGUCCCACGCUCCUACUCCAAGUGGACCAGCCGCCUCAAGUGCAACCUCUACUACUACAGGACAAACUAUUUCAUCUUGAUCAUGUUCAUCCUUGGGAUGGGCUUCCUUUGGAAGCCAGUUGCUAUCCUUGCUGCUUUUAUGACUGGACUUAGCAUCGCAUUUCUCAAUGAUAGUUUUGCAGUCACUUUCAAUGAGAAAGUCACAAGGACUGUAAGACAAUUUUCACCACAUUUAGCUGCAAAGAUGAGGCCGCCGAUAACUCCUGUUCUUCGCGGUCGACCAAGCUCGAAGAGAUCAAUUCAUAUUUGUGGGCGACCUCGCUGGGUGUUUGUCCUGUUCUUUUCUGCAGUUAGCUGUAUACUCUGGUUGACCUCAUGCAGUCUUCUCACAGUCCUCUGGGCACUUCUCAUUGCUCUAUUUGCAACUGUGCUCCAUGCAAGCUUCAGAACACCAAAUUUAAAAGCACGUCUGAAUACAUUCAGAGAGGAAUUCCGGGCUGUUUGGCGGAAUUAUAGUGAGCUUUGA